GGUGUGGCUGACGUGUGCAACGUGGUGUCGCUGACGUGUGCCACGUUGUGUGGCUCGCUGACGUGUUCCAGGUAUUGUGGCCGACGUGUGCGUCGGGACGAAGGUGCAGUGUAUUACUGUAGCAGCGGUGCUCAUGGACCUUCCUUCGUCGACUUCGCGUUCGUUUUUGGGGAAGAGAGGAUUUAGCGAAGACGAGUGCGUAGCCCUGAGCGACCACGAGGAUGGAACAGCGUCCGGUCGGCGGUCGCCCGUCCGCAGGCGCCUCGGGGAGCAGAGGGAAGCAGACACCGACGAUGACGAAUCGUGCGUCUUCUCGAAGCUUAUCAGAGAGGGAGGUUGCACGCCGUCGCUUUCAGAAGGAGGUGGAUAUGUCGUUGAGAAUUCGAGGAAACUUCGUAACUUCUUGGAGGCAAGACUAGUGAGUUCAGGUCCCGAUCGCCUGCGCCAACAAUUCUUGAAGGCAUUAGAGAAACGACUCUCAGAUCCGGAGCUGCUGCGCAGGCUUCUUCUUCCUUUGGGCGGCGCGACUCACGGUCUCCUACCGACGGGUGAGAGCUUAGUGAGGAUUCUGCUGAACAUUCCCAUUCUCCAGUCUGUCCUCAUGAAGAUGUUGCUUGAGAAGCUUCCAGAGCACAUCACGGAGGCAGACGAGGACAGCGCACAGCAGCCCGACGCUCCGUUCACCUCUCCUGGGGGUGUUCCUGUCGUCUACAGCCUGCCCAGGCUCAUCAUCAAUCAAUUUCGAUGGUUGGAUUUUAUCAUCGACGGCCCUGCGCUGACGCGAAAGCUUCUCGAGAUCGUCCCCAUCUGCCCCUUGCUCAUCAAGAGGGAUAUUAUUGGAAUUCUCCCUGAGGUGAUCGUGGAUGCAGAUCAUGAGUUAGUGGUUCGCGCUCUUGAAGACCUGCUGGACGAAGAUACUCGACUGGUAGCGUCCGUGCUGGAUGCGUUUGCUAACCUUACGUUGGCAGAGGAGUUAACGCUUCAGGUUGUUUUCAAGGCGAUGAACAGUCUCCGGACAGCGGAUGCAGACGAUUUGCCAGUGGUAGUGAGGUUUCUGCUGCAAUCAACUACCCCCUGCACCUUCAGAGAGGUCGUUCAAGAAAUUCGGCGAAAUCUUAACUUCCUUACUUUCGAAAAUCCGUCAGAGUCGAGCAAAACUGCAAAGUGGAAACAAAAAGCAGUGUCAGCAUACAGCGAGGCUCUCGUGCUCGAAGCAAUACGCUAUGUUCUAAGGUUUCGAAAGGAGCUUUGCGAUGUAUUUUUGAAGGAGAUCAAGGCAGUCGAGCGCCAAAAGAACCACAAAGUCAUAGACUUUUGGGUGCUACUGGUUGUGCAUGCGAAUGGCGGACUGCACCGAAAAGCAGCGGAGACGAUCUUGCGAAAGAAAAUCGUUCAAGGACAACUGGGUGACUACCUCCUGCAGUCAAGCAUACACAAGAAGGCAGAGUCCUUAAAGGAUUAUUUCCCAACUUUGCUCAAUAUCAGUGAAACAUUUAUGAGGGCACGAGAGGCAGCUGUUCGACAGUUUGCAUGCAAAACAUAUGCUCUCCUUUUCGAGUCGUUUGCCGAUUCUUAUCAUCGCCAAGAGGUACUGGCUGCUCUCAUAACUCAUACUGGGUCUGUAAAUAAUGAAGAAGUGGGGCCUUCAAUGGAGACUCUUGUCUCGUUGGCGACAACUUUCCCACAUGAGCUUCUGCCAUUUGCAAAUUUCAUCAAAGGAAUAUUGGACUUCCUGGAUGGAUUCAAAGACAGGAAUCUUCAUCAGGUGUAUGACUUAUUUAGCCGUCUUAUGGUGGCUGGCAAAGUGCAACCUGGAUCCUGCUCGGAAUCCUCAGUUGGGGAGGACCUUACCAUCACCAUUCAAAAGCAGAUAAAACACCCUGAUGUGAAGUACCGCUACAUGGGCAUAAUUGGUGCAGUUAAGCUGGUGGAACAUCUUGGUUCUUUAGAUGGACCUACUGGGAGCAAUGGACAGGUUGACAUGGUGGAUGAAGCUUUGUCCCUGGUACAAGUUGCAGUUGAUUCAUGUCAAUCCAUUCCUACUGCUCGUGCACUACUGUACAGCGAGCUUGCUGCCCUUGUUGAGCACAGAAAACUCGCUCCAAAAGUUCUAGAAUGGAUCUCUUCAUGUUCGAAUGAGCUCGAAGUUUUAUUUCUGGACAACUUAGUUGAUGGCAAACCAGAACACGAAUACAGUGACUUUGGCAAUUUGGAGGGUGAAAUUUGGAUGAAUCUUGAUGGUGAAGAGGCACCAGUCCUGCUGAAUGCUCUCCCAUUGCUUGUGGCUGACAAUGUCAGGUCAGCACAAAGGCUUACAUUUUUACCGGCAAUGUUCCAACUCAUGGCAGCGGUGGAGCGAGCUAUAAGUAAUGGUUCAAUGGACAACAUUGAUGCACUUCUCGGCUGCCCACUAAAUAUGUUUGAUUACAAGGUCUUGGCACCGGAGGCAUGGCGAAAGCUCAGCCGGCACGAAAAGGAGACUGUUUGCCUUGCUCUGUUCUUUGCAAUCAACUGGUUCCGAGAGCUGCUGAAUUCUUUCUCAACACAAGUUCAAGGAUUUGGAGACCGUCUGACUCAGGCAACCAUGGAGGAAACCUCAGUUAAGCUUAUCAGUCGUCUUCGCAACAUCGUAGUUCUUGAGCACUAUCUGAAUGUGUGCUUGAAGUCACUUCCUCCUUCAUUUUCUCUUCCAGAUCUCAAUAAUCCUCUUGGAGACUUGCAUCCUUCGGCUGGCUCAGAUCCAAACACUGCUGCUGGCAUUGAUGAUGCCAGAAAAAGGGGGAAGACUGAGGAUGUGAAGCGUGGAAAACCGGGGAGGCCAAAAUCCAAGGGGGUUGAGCACGACGAGAAUGUAGCACCAUCAAAAAAUGCCCAGAAAAGCAAGAAGGACGAGGAUACAGGAUCUCAGAAGGCAAAAAGACAGCUCACGCUUGCAGAAACUCUGAAGAGAAGUUCGGCAACUCAGGAUGGUGAAAGUGGAAGAGAUGUUGGCGAGACGACCGGGGGAGGAAUGAUCAAGAGUUCAAAGGAGAAAGAAAGCAGUGGCAAUGGUGAAGGGGCAUCUGUGGAAGUGCAGAGGGAGAAAAUGAGACCACUGAACUUAUCAGCAAUGACAAUUUUGUCGCUGCAAAAGAAGUCUGUUGGAAACUGUUGCCCUGACCCAGCAGCCCAGGUAGUGAUGUUCAACGUCCCAAGCCCUUGUUAUGGUUUUUGGGUUUUUUGAACUGCUUUCCUUGUGGACCUAAAAUCAGUAUCUACUAUCUAGGGUAGCUUCACCUCAUGUCCAGCUUCUUGUGUUUUCAUGUUCGGAAAAGA
Chara braunii is the source of this 3315-nucleotide messenger RNA. The record is from the annotation of a GenBank genome assembly. NCBI's taxonomy places the organism in Eukaryota, Viridiplantae, Streptophyta, Charophyceae, Charales, Characeae.